Trichomonas vaginalis G3 is the source of this 519-nucleotide messenger RNA. RefSeq lists its product as uncharacterized. The record is from RefSeq and is a predicted model, not a curated record. The transcript has a single exon. Lineage: Eukaryota; Parabasalia; Trichomonadida; Trichomonadidae. The coding region runs from base 1 to 519 and encodes 172 amino acids.
AUGAAAAAGGGUUUUGAUUCGUUCCAAGAUCCACAGUUUUAUGCCAAGCGUUAUAUUAUAUCCCAAGCAAUGUCUUGGAAUGAAGUUGCAUUCUUAAAGGAUGGAACAAAAACAAAUAAAUGGAAAAACGCAAUCCAGACUAAAAUCAGGAUAUCUCCUGAAAAUAGUAAGAACAUUGAAAUACAGGGUGACCAGAUAUAUCAAGGAAUUACCGAAAUUAAAGAAGAAACUGCAAAUGAUGAUACAAAGACUAAGUAUUUAGCUUUGCAUUUUCAAAAGGAUUGUAUCGCUGUUGCUUGCAGACAGGAUAUCUUAGAUUUAUUAUACACUGCGAUAUGUUCAGUACUUGAUUUACCAGUAGAAAAAAGUAUUUUCAGUGAAAAAACUGAACAAAUGAAAAACAUGAUUAAUGAUACAAAGCAUUUUCUUGACGAUAAUGUUGAACAAGAGUCUCCACCAAUACCUCCAGCGCCAAAUAUGGCAUUGGUAGAAAAGCUUUAUCCAUCGAACCCAUACUAA